Molecule: messenger RNA, 1019 nt
Organism: Galdieria sulphuraria
Lineage: Eukaryota; Rhodophyta; Bangiophyceae; Galdieriales; Galdieriaceae
Exons: 5
Coding region: 30-995 (321 amino acids)
Source: RefSeq, a predicted model, not a curated record
GGAGGAGGAAGAACAUUGGAAUCUUCAUUAUGGACAAGAGCAGUUAUCAACUCAAAUGUACAAUGUUUAUUAUGGCUGUACCUUUUGGUGAAAAGGCUAGUGUUAUUUCACAUUUAACUUGCGAAAUAUUUCCAGACUCAUUUCAAGAUGCAGUAGAAUCCUGUCCUUGUGUGCUUCAGCAACCACAAAUACGUUUCAACUAUUCUAGCCAAGACACAAAAGAGUGUCUUGCUUCUUUUAUGGAUCUACCCUUUUCAAAAGCGGUAUUGUGUGGUAAAAGUUUAUCAAGCUCUAUAGGAAAGUCCAACUAUAUUUGGUAUUCUUGUGCUUUAGAAGUGGAGCAGAACAGAAGAAAAUCAGUUUAUCAAAAUUUGACGGCAGGUAUCCAUUAUAGAGGAAUGUUCACCCAAGGAUGGAUAGUUUCAGCUCAACGCGUUGUCUCUCUAGUUGCUCGAUCAAUUGCAUUGGAAGAACUUCGUUGUAGCUAUGUUACUCGACAGUCCACUCUACCAUCUGGACAAAGAGAAUUGGAGAAUAUAUUGAAGAGUGCACUAACUUGUGUUGUUUGUGAGAUUCCUGGAAAGAUUGUGGUGAAUAAUUAUCUUGAAAUGUAUAUCCAACGACAAUAUCUUUCAGAGAAUUAUGAUUGGAAGGAGUAUAGUUUGUGCUUUUAUAUUUCAUCCGAGCAGUUUAUCAAUGAAAUGUUUCAUUUCCCGUAUACAAAGAUAUUGUCUCUUUUGUUUCGUUUGUGGGAUCCCACCAAAUGUUUGAUAGAUACAGUUCGAGAAUGUUUAGUCGAUUUUGACAAAAUUUUUAUUAUCGAUGCCAUACAAAAAGGUAGAGCAUAUCAUGUAACAGAAUAUGUUCAAGUUUUGAAGAAGAAUAUACAAUUUACUAUUUAUGAUACUGCAAAGAAUAGAAUGGAAGGUUUGUGGAGCAAAAUAUCCAAAAUUCAGGAGAUGUUGUAUGUUGGAUCACCACUCACUACUGAGUAAGUCAAUAUAUCAUUAUUUCAUGUG